AAGCUAAAUUCCGCCGUUAUAUCUAGUUCCUCCGGCUUUCUCCACUGCCGGAUGCACUCCGCCUAAUACUCUCAAGUCCUGAAGACGGCGACGGGACAGGAUGGGCAGGGCAACAGAGCCGCGCAGUCCGCUGAGCUACUGAAGAGCGGCGCCUGGAGCCACUCACGUGCGGUGGGCGCGCAGGUCCCGACCCCCGACCAGCGCAGACUGCAGAGAAGCCCCGCGGUAGAACGCGUCGCCCGGCUACCGCCAUCGCGUCGUCUUCUCUAGAAUCGUCAGGGCCGGGCCUGAGCUCCCACCGACGGCACCCCGGGCCCGGUGCAGUCGCAGGCCUUCCCUCCAAUGAUUCAGAAGUCACGCCCGGCGCUGCUGCAGCCUCAAGAUGUCGGAGACAGGGUGGAAACGCUUAUGUUGCAGCCCGUGAUCAAAGCUUUCCUGUGCGGCUCCAUCAGUGGGACCUGCUCUACCCUCCUUUUCCAACCCCUGGACCUCCUCAAAACGCGCCUGCAGACCCUCCAGCCCUCAGCCUGUGGAUCCAGACGUGUUGGGAUGUUGGCUCUGCUCUUGAAUGUGGUUCGCACGGAGAGUCUGUUGGGCCUCUGGAAAGGGAUGUCCCCCUCCAUCGUGAGGUGCGUCCCUGGCGUUGGAAUCUACUUUGGCACUCUCUACUCUUUGAAGCAGUACUUCCUGCGAGGCCAUCCCCCCACCGCCCUGGAGUCAGUCAUACUGGGGGUGGGCUCCCGCUCUGUUGCGGGGGUCUGCAUGUCACCCAUCACUGUGAUCAAGACACGGUACGAGAGCGGGCGGUAUGGCUAUGAGAGCAUCUACGCGGCCCUGAGGAGCAUCUAUCACAGCGAGGGGUACCGGGGUCUCUUCAGUGGCCUGACAGCAACACUCCUUCGUGAUGCCCCCUUUUCUGGAAUCUACUUGAUGUUUUACAACCAGACGAAAAACAUUGUGCUUCAUGGACUAUGGGCUGCGUGGCUUCUUCCAAGGCGGUGUCCCCCGGGCCCUCCGCAGAACUCUGAUGGCAGCCAUGGCGUGGACAGUCUACGAAGAGAUGAUGGCCAAGAUGGGCCUGCAGUCCUGACCGAGCCGGGACCAGGCAGAGAUGGGAUCUGUUGCCCUGCCUGGUUUCUGCCAAGGGCCUCUUCAUCUCACUGCCCUGGAGUCGGACGAAGUCCUAUCUGGAGAGCCAGGCAAACACGUCACCUUCAGUUACCCAGCUCAAGAAGAGAAUAGGUGGGCCCGACUCAAGCCUUCCAGACCUCCCAGAAGAGGAGUCACUGACAUGGACAUCAUAUUGGAGAGUUAGGAGAAGGGUUUGCAUACCCUGCAAGGCUACUUGAAAAGGCAUUUCCAGAGAGUGCUCUGUCCAGUGGCUCUGCUCAGCCACCCACUGCACCACAGUGCCUCUUUGGAUCUGCUCUUGGGCAGUGCAGCGCCAGGGAUGCUGUGGGCCGCCUGCAGUGGCGGAGGAGUUCCAGCAGCCAGGCUGGAUCUGCUGAGAGAGGAGUCACUGUCACCAGGCUGAAGUCUGCCUCUGAGGUGAUGUUAGAAUGAGGAAGAACAGAUGUCACGACUUCUUUGGUUCCUCAUCGACUUCUCAGAGGCUCCGGAGAAGGGGGGCAGUGGCUUCCUAGCCCCUAAGUGUCCAAAUAAUAUUGUUUGAUCUUGGCUCCGGCACUGUUUCAACUCCAAGUUGCUCUGGCAUUUUUCUGCAGCUAAAGUUGGAUAAAUAAAGUGAAGCACUUUAUCAUUGAAUAACCUCAAGU
Messenger RNA from Balaenoptera acutorostrata (minke whale), 1775 nucleotides. It is a transcript of the gene SLC25A38, whose product is annotated as solute carrier family 25 member 38. Gene Ontology annotation, biological process: glycine import into mitochondrion. Gene Ontology annotation, molecular function: glycine transmembrane transporter activity. Gene Ontology annotation, cellular component: mitochondrial inner membrane; mitochondrion. The transcript is spliced from 6 exons. NCBI's taxonomy places the organism in Eukaryota, Metazoa, Chordata, Mammalia, Artiodactyla, Balaenopteridae. The record is from RefSeq and is a predicted model, not a curated record. Bases 343 to 1242 code for a protein of 299 amino acids.